Molecule: messenger RNA, 3203 nt
Organism: Striga asiatica
Lineage: Eukaryota; Viridiplantae; Streptophyta; Magnoliopsida; Lamiales; Orobanchaceae
Source: the annotation of a GenBank genome assembly
UGUAAACCUAGGGUUUUACAAAUUACAGAUUGUCCUCAAAACCCUUUCCGGUCUAACAAGUUUCAAUUUCUCUUCCAUGGCAUGAACAACACCUACGGCAUUCAAGCAGGAACUCAUUUCAGACCCCUAAACAUCAGACCCAAACCCGCAAAACCGCACAUGGCUUUCGCAACCGGAGCUCGUAUACUCCGCGCUCAUCCCCGGCAGCUUCCUUUUUCUGUCACUUUAGCGCCUCGUCUGCUGCUCGGUGGGCGGCACCCGGAGCUCCGUUUUCUCUCCGCCGCCGGCACCCACCAGCGCAAGAGUCUCUUUUCCGCGAAAGCUUCUUCGAGGGGGAGAGAGGAAGAGGUGGAAGAGAAUGGGAGUAUGGUUUCUGUGAGUGGGGGUGCCGGCAAUAGCGGGAACGGAGGCAACCACAGGGUAGUAGUCACAGAGCUUCACAAGGAGGCCACAGACGCUUACAUGUCCUACGCAAUGUCCGUGCUUUUGGGCAGGGCGUUACCUGAUGUCAGGGAUGGGCUAAAGCCUGUCCACCGCCGGAUACUAUAUGCAAUGCAUGAGUUAGGCCUUUCAUCAAGGAAACCUUACAAGAAGUGUGCAAGAGUAGUUGGGGAGGUUCUUGGUAAGUUCCAUCCACACGGGGACACUGCUGUCUAUGAUUCAUUGGUUAGAAUGGCCCAGGAUUUCUCCUUGCGAUCUCCACUCAUCCGCGGGCAUGGAAAUUUUGGUUCUAUUGAUGCUGAUCCUCCUGCAGCAAUGCGUUACACAGAAUGCAGACUGGAGGCACUUGCAGAGGCAAUGUUGUUGGCAGAUCUGGAACUAGAUACAGUUGAUUUUGUUCCAAACUUUGACAACUCACAAAAAGAACCAUCCUUACUUCCUGCUCGCGUUCCAAACUUAUUAUUAAAUGGUGCUUCAGGGAUUGCGGUUGGAAUGGCAACAAAUAUUCCUCCGCAUAAUCUUGGGGAAUUGGUAGAUGCACUGUCUGUCUUGAUUCACAACCCCGAAGCAACGUUGCAAGAAUUGCUCGAAUACAUGCCUGGACCUGACUUUCCUACUGGAGGAAUUAUAAUGGGCAACCUUGGUAUUUUAGAGGCAUAUCGAACUGGACGAGGACGUGUGGUAAUUCGAGGGAAAACUGAUGUUGAGUUGCUGGAUCCCAAGAGCAAGCGUUCAGCAAUUAUCAUAAAAGAGGUACCAUAUCAGACCAACAAAGCGUCCCUUGUUGAGAAAAUUGCUGAACUUGUGGAAAAUAAGGUAUUGGAAGGAAUAAGUGAUAUACGUGAUGAAAGUGACCGAUCUGGAAUGCGCAUAGUCAUUGAGCUUAAGAGGGGAGCAGAUCCAUCCAUUGUGUUAAACAAUCUAUAUCGUUUAACUGCUCUGCAGUCCACAUUUAGCUGCAACAUGGUGGGGAUUCUUAAUGGCCAACCGAAAUUAAUGGGACUGAAGGAGUUGCUUCAGGCUUUUCUGGAUUUUAGAUCUUCUGUUGUUGAAAGGCGUGCGAGAUAUAAGUUAUCUCAAGCGCAAAAUCGUUAUCAUAUUGUGGAGGGUAUCAUAAAAGGACUUGAUAAUCUGGACAGAGUCAUUGAGGUAAUCCGGAAUGCUUCUAGCCACGUGUCAGCUUCAACUGAUUUAAUGAAAGAGUUCAACUUCACUGACAAGCAAGCAGAGGCUAUAUUGGACAUAAGCCUCAGACGACUAACAUCUCUCGAGAAAAACAGGUUUAUUGAGGAAGGAAAAUCUCUGUCUGAACAAAUAUCUAGGCUACGGCAGCUUCUUUCAAGUAAAACGUUAAUCCUUGAGAUGAUAGAAAUGGAAGCAAAAGAAAUAAAGAAUAAGUACUCUACUGCAAGGCGUUCAAUGCUGGAGGACACUGAUAGUGGUCAACUUGAAGAUAUAGAUGUUAUCCCCAACGAGGAAAUGCUACUGGCACUUAGUGAAAAAGGCUACCUAAAAAGAAUGAGACCGGAUACUUUCAAUCCUCAGAAUCGUGGGACUAUUGGAAAAUCAGUGGGGAAACUGAGAGUAAAUGACACAAUGUCUGAUUUCAUUGUAUGCCGCACACAUGAUCAUGUCCUCUAUUUCAGUGAUAAAGGAACAGUGUACUCUGCUCGUGCUUAUAAGAUCCCAGAAUGCAGCAGGGCUGCUGCUGGCACACCUUUAGUCCAGAUUUUAGCUCUAUCUGAUGGCGAGAGAGUAACAUCAAUUAUUCCAGUUAGUGAAUUUGACGGGGAUCAAUAUCUUAUGAUGCUAACUAUGAAUGGAUAUAUCAAGAAAGUUUCCUUACCCUAUUUCUCAUCGAUAAGGUCCACCGGUAUCAUAGCAAUCCAACUGGUUCCUGGUGAUGAAUUGAAAUGGGUGAGGAGCUGCACAAAUGAUGAUUUUGUGGUGAUGGCCUCUCAAAAUGGAAUGGUUAUUAUGACUCCUUGCGAAAAUGUUAGAGCACUUGGAAGGAAUACUAGAGGGGGAAUAGCCAUGAGGCUCAAGCCAGGGGAUAAAAUGGCAAGCAUGGACGUAAUACCUGCUUCAUUGGCUAAACUGUUACACAGAGGCUCAGAGACACAACAGACUCUUGGCAAGAGUUUUGCUGGUCCUUGGCUGCUGUUCAUAUCAGAGAACGGCUAUGGAAAGCGAGUUCCUCUUGCUAGCUUCCGGACGUCACCACUCAAUAGGGUUGGUUUGAUAGGUUACAAGUUUUCGGAGGAAGAUCGUCUGGCUGCUGUAUUUGUAGUGGGAUUCUCUGUAGGAGAGGAUGGAGAAAGCAACGAACAAGUAGUGCUGGUCAGUCAAAGUGGAACCGUGAACCGGAUCAAAGUUCGGGAUAUCUCCAUCCAGUCUAGAUAUGCAAGGGGUGUGAUUCUGAUGCGCCUUGAGUAUGCCGGAAAAAUUCAGUCAGCUUCCUUAAUAUCAGCCACCGAAAUUGAGAGUGAGGAGGAAUUGCAGGAGGCCUCAGCAUGAAAAGAACACAAAUUAUGAAUUUGCUUUUGUAGAAUUCUAGAGUAAUAUUUUAUUUUCUAGUUUUGUAAGGAUCUUAGACAGCUACUUGCAUGUUGACAGCUUUCCAAAAAUGUUGCUCGUCCAUUUCUCUUUCUUCCAGUUGCUCGCACUUCUAUAAAUUAGUGGUUUCUUAUCUUAUAUUAUUUGUUUUGUCAGUAUAUCUGUUUGAGAAAAUUACUCCCUCGACGAUAGCUUCCAUAUUUUAC